Messenger RNA from Lindgomyces ingoldianus, 768 nucleotides. RefSeq lists its product as uncharacterized. The record is from RefSeq and is a predicted model, not a curated record. NCBI's taxonomy places the organism in Eukaryota, Fungi, Ascomycota, Dothideomycetes, Pleosporales, Lindgomycetaceae. The transcript has 6 exons. The coding region runs from base 1 to 768 and encodes 255 amino acids.
AUGCCUCGACUAUGGCUGGUACGCAAUAGUAUCGUUCAUCUUCUCAUCGUCUUGGGCAUUUUCAGGGAGCUACACUGGCCACUGAAAACGGGGUCAGAGAUAACAUCUGUCAGAGCUCUAGUGCAUAAGCGCUCAACUCGCUCCUCAAAACUAGUGCUAACGCAGCGCAAACUAGAAGCCGUUUCGCUUCUUGACGAAAAUGGCGCACGACACGACCUACUUAAAGGCCAUAAAACAAUACUCCCUUCAUUCUGGCCUUCCCUAACUGGCUUCACACAAGGGUGCACUCUAAUGAUUGAGAAGGCGACUAUGGGUCAUAUAGACAUUACGAGUGUGCUAGGAUUGGACAAUCCGCUUUUGAUAUACUACGAAACACAAGUCGAACAUCUUUAUUCAGUAUCUCAUAGGCAAGGCUCUAGACCCUCGAAUACCACUUGUAUCAAUCUCCCUCUAGAAGCCCAGCCACAACCUUCUAUCGUUAAUUUAGUUAAGCUUCGGGGGCUGAGCGACAUACGUCCCACUAACGCACAGGAAACGUAUUUGCCAGUCGCCCAACUCCUUCCUAUUUUUUUCCGAAGCAAAUCCGGACUGGACGGACAAAGGCUAGAAAGACCUCUCCGCUACCUACGCUACACUCUCCUUAGGUGUCACUCGCGGCAAGUCCUAAUGAUGCUGGUCGAACUCCGCGAAGGCAUUCUAUUCUGGAUCGCAAUUCUCAGUGCACUAGCAGUUCAUAGUGAAUUUUGGGAGCUUCACAAUGAAUGCUGA